This is a messenger RNA of Colletotrichum karsti, 2109 nucleotides long. Its product is annotated as potassium channel. Gene Ontology annotation, cellular component: membrane. Lineage: Eukaryota; Fungi; Ascomycota; Sordariomycetes; Glomerellales; Glomerellaceae. The transcript is spliced from 2 exons. Gene Ontology annotation, molecular function: potassium ion leak channel activity. Bases 1 to 2109 code for a protein of 702 amino acids. The record is from RefSeq and is a predicted model, not a curated record. Gene Ontology annotation, biological process: potassium ion transmembrane transport; stabilization of membrane potential.
AUGAACGACGCCGACCUUGGAGACAAUAUCGAGGAGCGCAUCGGUCAGUUGGAGCAGUCCAAUGCUCAACGAGAGAAGCGCUUCCAGAAUGACGAUGCUCACUUAGAUCCGAGCCGGUGGUGGUUCGCUUCCUCCGCGUUCCCCAUGAUCGCCGGUACUCUUGGCCCGGUAGCAUCAGCAUUCAGUAUAUGUGCCCUCGUACGGCCUUGGCGGCAGCAUUUCCCGCCGGGAACCGACAUCGACGCCGCUACCUUCGUCCCGGACCCGAAAUGGCUGAUCAUUGUUAACGCCAUUCAGCUGGCCAUCGCCAUUGUCUCAAACGUCUUCCUCCUCCUGAACAUGGCCCGCCGAGUGCGCUUCUCCCUUGCUCAGCCAAUCACCAUCGUGGGGUGGUAUAUUUCGGCCAUCUGCCUCAUCGCUCUCAAUGCGACAGCCUCCGGACCUCUCGUCAUCGAGCCCGUGGAGGAAUACAUCAACUCUCAGGCCUUCUACUACGGCAUGUUCGCCGCCAUUCUCUACUUCGUCACCGCCUCUCUGAUGGUCGUCACCGUCUACGGCGCUUACACCCGCCACUACGCAGAGGACUUUCAACUCACCACCGCUCAGCGCACCCUCAUGCUGCAGACGAUCAUGUUCCUUCUGUACCUCCUCAUCGGUGCCCUGGUCUUCUCCACUAUCGAGGGUUGGACCUACCUCGACGCUGUGUACUGGGCAGACGUGACACUCUUCACCGUCGGUUUCGGCGAUUUCGCAGCGGCGUCACCCCUGGGCCGGGCCUUGCUAAUUCCGUAUGCCCUCGUCGGAGUGAUCAGCUUGGGUCUCGUCAUCGGCUCCAUCCGUAGCUUGGUCCUAGAACGCGGGCGUCGGAGGCUGGACGCCCGCAUGGUUGAGAAGAAACGCCGUCAGCUCAUCCGCACGAUGACCCGCAAAGGGAAGGAUGAAAUCCUGAAGCCAAUUCACUCCAACGUGGAGGAGUCGCCAGAAAGUUCGCCCCUGCCGUCGACCGAAUUUGAGCGCCGCCAGGAAGAGUUCAAUCUGAUGCGCAAGAUCCAGAACUCCGCCUCUGUCCGCCGCCGGUGGAUGGCCAUGUCCAUAUCCUUCUCAUCCUGGCUCGUCCUCUGGCUUGUCGGGGCCAAGGUGUUCCAGGAAUGCGAGAAGCCGUACCAGAACUGGACGUACUUUGAAGGGUUCUAUUUUGCGUUCGUAACGCUGACGACCAUCGGUUACGGAGACCGCACGCCUGUGUCCAACUCGGGCAAGGCUUUCUUUGUGUUUUGGUCGCUCCUGGCUCUUCCGACGAUGACCGUCAUGAUUUCCAAUGCUGGCGAUACAGUGGUCAAGGCCAUCCGCGAUGCCACACUCGAGCUGGGAAACGUCACCAUCUUGCCAGGGGAGCGUGGUUUUCGCACGGAGUUGCUGGCUCUGCUCGAUAGGUGGACCUGCGGCGUGAUAUUCAAGGGGUCUCGCGACGAUGAUGACGAUGAGCUGCCCCCAGGGUUCCUUGGAAACGCCCACAGAUUAGAGCAAGGCAACUCUGAGGAGGAUGAUACAGAUGCAUACUCAACCGUCCCUGACCCUACACCACCCAACUCCAAGGGUAUUCGGCAGCGACAGCGGUCUCGCAUGCGAGAUCCAACCGCGGCCCUGCCGAGUUCGCGCGCCGACUAUCACUUCCUCCUCAUUUCAGAGAUCGCCGCAGUCCGUCAACACGCUAAGCAGAAGCCACCGCGGAGGUACCCGUUCGCAGAGUGGGCGUGGUACUUGAAGUUGAUCGGAGAAGACGAAUCCAGCUCGGCUACGCACCGCAAGGCCCGUCCACAUAUCCACUCCAAGAAGAAGAAGAGGAGGAACAGGCGGCGGAAGCAUGAUGAGGAUGAUGACGCGGAGUGCCCCGAUGAAGACAAGUGGUCUUGGGUUGGCUCGCAGUCGCCGUUGAUGGGAAGCCUGGAGGAGAGCGAGUGGAUUCUCGAGAAGCUGACGGAGAAGCUGCGUGAUGAGCUCGACGUCGUCCGUGGGGAGGAUCUAGAGAAGAGGGACACUCCAGAGAGGAAUCGCAAUCUUGAAGAGGAAAGGAAAGGGAUGGACGAGGUGAAGGAGAUGCCUUAUUAA